This is a messenger RNA of Camellia sinensis, 648 nucleotides long. NCBI's taxonomy places the organism in Eukaryota, Viridiplantae, Streptophyta, Magnoliopsida, Ericales, Theaceae. The record is from RefSeq and is a predicted model, not a curated record.
AUGUCCUCAUCUCCGGCUCCGGUGUCCCCACCGGCGACAAACACCACAACGCCGCCUCCCGCAGCGUCGUCCACUUCUCCACCACCACCAGCAGCCUCAUCUCCGCCGCCGGCAUCUUCGCCGCCGGCAUCUUCGCCUCCACCACCCGUAGCGCCAGUCGCUUCUCCGUCGCCGCCGUCAUCAUCGACCACCCCAUCGACGCCGUCGAGCUCAUCAUCGAGUGUAUCGACAGGGCUUGUAGUUGGGAUGGCCAUAGGUGGUGUUGCGAUCCUUGCAUAUCCAAGGCGGCCUGAGAGCCUCGUAUUGCGCCAGUUUUGCCUGGAAGUGAAACCAGGAACAAGCGUUGGGCUUGUGGGGAAAAGCGUGUGUGGGAAGUCGACGGUGAUUGCGUUGGUUCAGAGAUUUUAUGAUGUCGAGAGAGGGGCAGUGAUGGUGGAUGGGGUGGACAUAAGGUCACUUGACAUCGGGUGGUAUAGAAGGCACAUAGCACUGGUUAGUCAAGAACCGGUGUUAUAUUCAGGCAGCAUUCGAGACAACAUUGUGUUUGGGAAGCUUGAUGCGAUCGAGAAUGAGGUUGUGGAGGCUGCUAGGGCUGCCAAUGCUCAAGAAUUCAUCUCAGCACUGAAAGAUGGGUACAAAACUGAAUGA